Achroia grisella is the source of this 1682-nucleotide messenger RNA. RefSeq lists its product as uncharacterized. The record is from RefSeq and is a predicted model, not a curated record. The transcript has 11 exons. The coding region runs from base 33 to 1547 and encodes 504 amino acids. NCBI's taxonomy places the organism in Eukaryota, Metazoa, Arthropoda, Insecta, Lepidoptera, Pyralidae.
AUUCAGGCGUUUCUAUUAAUAUUUAGGAACAAAUGGACACGACCUUGGACGCUCUUCAAAAUGAGGUGGAAUUUUAUCGGCAAAAUCAAACAGUAGUAGAACAAGAAAUCAGAACAUUGAUAGCAGACAAUCAAAAGCUAUCACAACAGGUCGGAGUGUUGUUAAAAGAAAAACUUGAGAAUGCGAGACACCCACACAGCCAAGAUAUUGACCAGAACAACCAAGUAGAGGAACUAAGUAGACAAAAUACUUUACUUAUUAAGGAACGAGACUCUUUACAUGUAUUAUGGCAAACGUCGCAGAAAACUAUUGACGCUUUAGAAACUGAAUUGAAAACAUAUCAAUCUUAUGAAAAUAGAGGUGGCCAGAAUACUAAUGAAGAAAAUCGGGAUUUAAAACUAAAACUGGAAACGGCAUUAACAGACUAUGUAGAGCUGGAAUCCAAAUAUAAAGAAAUAAAUAAAAAUAACAAUGAGUUAGAGAAUAAUAUUAAGACAAAAGAAAAAGAAAUAAAUUAUUAUAAAGAGAGGGGCAAACAAUUAGAAGAUAAGGUCUGCGAAAUAACUAAAACACUAGAUGAGUACAAAGUGAAUUCUACAAUAGACAAAAAGACUAAUGAGGAUGUAAGAAGACAAUUACAGUUAUGCCAAAAAGAAAGCACUGAAAAAAUAAGAAAAGAAAUAGAAGCCAAAGCAAAGGUAGCAGAAGCACUACAUCUUUUCGAUUUAGUAUCAGAGCAAAAGAAAGAAGCACAUAAGAUAAUUAAUGACAUGUCAGAGCAAUUGAUCACAUUGAAGCAGACAUUAGCAAAUGUUAGAUAUGACAUAGAAUCAAAUUAUAAAAAAGAAUUAGAUAACAUAAAAGAAAAAUACAAUGAGAAAGUGACAGAUAUGCUUGAACAUAUAAAAAAUCUAGACACCGAAUUAGUGGAAAAAGGAUUACUUCUUAACAAAACAUUAAGGCAAAACAAAGUACUACAAGCAACAAAUGAAAGCUAUUUAAAACAACAGAAAGAAUGUGAAAAUAUAGCAGAUCCUAAAUUGACACUGGCAGAACAAAGAUUGGAAGCAAUGUUCCAAGAACUGGUAACAUCUGAAAGACGAAACAUCCAACUGGUAUGCGAAAAACAAUGCUUGGCUAUAGAUAUACAAAGAAUACAAGACAUUCACACGAGAGAGAGAAAAAGACGAGACUGGGAAGAAGGCCUUUUGAAGACUCAGUGUGAAGAAUUAAAAAUACAAGUUGGACACCUUCAAAAAUCAUUGGAGGAAACACAUGGAAUGAUAAGCAAAUUACAAAAAAUGUUGUCAUCAAGAACAGAAUUAAAUCAAAAAAUGGUGUCUACAAAAGAAGAAGAAUUAUUAGAACUGAAUAAACAUCUAGAAAAUCAAAUGGAACUUAGCAAAAAGUGGAAAGAGUCCUAUGUGGAAAUGACUGAAAAAAUGAAAAAGAAAUUGGAAGACUUGCAAAUAGAAAACAUAGAAUUGAAAUCGAAAUUACAAAUGACCCAAUCUGAGUCUCAUGAUAAUGCCAGCUCGUCUAGUUAAUAAGAAAAUAACUUUAUUAAAAUUGUGCAAUAUUUAGAAAUUAUUAUAUUUUAUAAUAACCAUAAAUAUACAUAUGUAUAUAGAUAGAAGAUACUUAUUCUUAUUUCGAAAACAAAUUUAUUUACAAAAUAGUUA